Molecule: messenger RNA, 341 nt
Organism: Porites lobata
Lineage: Eukaryota; Metazoa; Cnidaria; Anthozoa; Scleractinia; Poritidae
Source: the annotation of a GenBank genome assembly
AUGGUGUGGGCAAGGCUUCGGCAUGGAAAGUCUUGGAAGAUGCACCUGAUCUCUUGGAACACCUUGGAGAAGAAAGCCAAAUCAGUGCUGACGUUCUUGCCAAAGCUGAAGCCUUUGUAUGCAAACUCUACAAUCCGGGAACACAAGAGGUGGAAAUCAACAAAGAAAGAGCAGCAGCGUUUCGCAAAUCCAAGAAAGAUCUCGACGCCCUACCUCGAGCUCCGACUCAAGAUGCACUGAUUCUCCACACAAAGCGGGCAAACUAUCAGACCAUGGUAUGGAAUAAAGCACUGGAACCAUGUCCUUCUCUCCCAAAGCCUGAAGACAGCGGAUGGUACUAA